Messenger RNA from Xenopus tropicalis (tropical clawed frog), 2404 nucleotides. It is a transcript of the gene actr5, whose product is annotated as ARP5 actin related protein 5 homolog. The record is from RefSeq and is a predicted model, not a curated record. Gene Ontology annotation, cellular component: nucleus. Gene Ontology annotation, biological process: DNA metabolic process; regulation of chromosome organization; regulation of DNA metabolic process. NCBI's taxonomy places the organism in Eukaryota, Metazoa, Chordata, Amphibia, Anura, Pipidae. The transcript is spliced from 10 exons. Bases 215 to 1990 code for a protein of 591 amino acids.
GCUAAGUGCUGGAUGCUCCAUUUCUUCACGAAAGGCGAAAAAUCCAACGUUUGCAGUCCCUGGGACAGGAAAUUAUACAUCCAGAAUGAGAAUCUGCUGACAGCAACGACUACUUCAUUUCCACCACAGAACUAAACAUCCCGCACUACCUGCAGCUUAGGCUCCUUGACUCCUCCUUUAAGGCGGGGCCUAUCCCACAGGACCACGCCUCAAUAUGGCGGCGCCCAUUCCAGCAAGUAAUGUUUAUACUUUCCGCGACGCCCGGGCGGUUCCAGACCCGGUUUACAGCCCGGUAUCACAAGGACCGGCGGUGUUGGUGUUGGAUAAUGGUUCCUUCCAGCUGCGGGCGGGUUGGGCAGGGGCCGGGCCGGCGUUACAGCUCCGCUCGGUGGUGGCUCGGAGCCGUGGGGGUCCCCGCAGUUUAAGCCGGGUGGGCAAUGAUAUCCCCAGCCUUGAGCCUCUCCGCUGGCUCCUCCGGACUCCGUUCGACCGCAAUGUGCCGGUGAAUUUAGAGCUGCAGGAACUGCUCUGUGAUCACGUGUUCCAGAAGCUGGGCAUCGCCUCAGAGGGCUGUGUGGAUUAUCCUAUUGUAUUCACGGAAGCGCCGUGCACUCCCCUUCACGUGAGGCAGAUGGUGUCCGAGCUCCUCUUUGAGUGUUACCGGGUGCCCAAGGUGUCCUUUGGCAUCGAUGGGUUGUACAGUUUCUAUCACAACAACAAGGACCUGUCCCCGGCCAGUGGGCUUGUGGUGUCCUCUGGCUACCAUUGCACUCACAUACUACCUGUCCUGAGAGGGAGGUUGGAUGCCAAGAAUUGUAAAAGGAUUAAUAUUGGAGGAUUCCAUUCUGUUACCUACCUUCAGCGCCUGCUUCAGUUAAAGUACCCAGGGCAUGUGCCUGCCAUCACUCUGAGCCGCAUGGAGGAGAUCCUGCAUGAACAUUGCUAUGUUCCUGAAGAUUACAUUGAUGAGCUCAGAAAGUGGCGCUGCCCUGACUACUAUGAAGAAAACGUACAUAAAAUGCAGCUGCCGUUUUCCACAAAGCUGCUCGCCAGUGCCAUCCCCUCGGAGGAGAAGCAGGAACGCAGGCAGCAGCAGCUGAAGCGCCUACAGGAGUUGAAUGCACGCCGGCGGGAAGAGAAGCUGCAGCAAGACCAGGAGCGGCUAGAGAGGCUGCUGUAUGUGCAGGAACUUUUGGAAGACGGGCAGGUGGAGCAGUUCCACAAAGCGCUGGUAGAGCUGAACAUGGACUCAGCAGAGGAGCUCCAGUCUUACAUACACAAACUAGGCAUGGCCGUCGAGCAGGGAAGGCAGCGGGUACUGGGGGAUGCAUUGGACAGCAAACCACAGACACCAGAGCAAGUAGGAGGAGAGCAGGAUGAGAUGGAGGGGAUCUCAGAGGUGGAACCUGCCUAUACUGAGGACCAGGUGGAGACAGAGAAGGCAGCUCCUGUUGUCCAGAAUAUGUUUAACAUGGCAGAAUACCACCAGAUGUAUUUGGGCACAGAGAGAAUCCGUGUCCCAGAAAUCCUGUUCCAGCCAUCACUGAUGGGAGAAGACCAGGCCGGCCUGGCUGAAACGUUGCAGUAUAUAUUGGAUCGGUACCCCCAAGAGGUGCAGCAGGAGCUGGUGCAGAAUGUGUUCCUGACAGGGGGCAAUGUUAUAUAUCCCGGGAUAAAGGGGAGGAUGGAGAAAGAGCUGGUGCAGAUAAGGCCGUUUGGCUCCAGUUUUCAGGUUUCCCUGGCUUCUCAUCCUGUGCUGGACGCCUGGCAAGGUGCAUCGGGUUGGGCCCUGCAGAAUGUAGACUGCGAGGAGGGAUGGGUCAGUCGCAAGGAAUAUGAGGAGAUGGGGGGAGAGUACUUGAAGGAGCAUGUGGCUUCCAACCGAUUCAGUGAAAUCCAGCUGCCCAAGCCUGCUUCCCGGAGCACGCCAGCGACAAACCAAGAGACUGAGACCAAUCCGCUUACUACUGCUGGCCCAGCGCAGCCCUGAAAUGAGUGUGUACUGUGUCAAGUACAGGUCCACUACUAGCACUAGAGAAGGCAGGGGCUAGGAUGGUGCUGGUCCUGGAACUACUGAGGUCCUGUAACAUCAGGAGCUACAUCUGGUAAAUGGCCUUAACAAGGCCAGUGGUAAAUGGCUUCUGAAUGGCCUUGUGAUGUAGGGUUCACUUCUUACAUCUGCUUAUCAUGAGUGCAUGUGGUGGCUAGGACAGAUGGAACUAGCCAACAAGCUGUCCUGGGCUACCGAGUUCUGCUAGGCCUGCGUAGAGUUGUCUGACAUCUCUUGGUGUUUUAUAGCCCUAAGUAACUGUAAUUAGCCACCAGUUAUACUACCUGCGACGUUUCUAACAUAAGAUCUAUUUUCCUUUGUAUAUUUAUUUUUGUUAAUAAAACAAAGACCGUA